Messenger RNA from Moneuplotes crassus, 451 nucleotides. The record is from the annotation of a GenBank genome assembly. NCBI's taxonomy places the organism in Eukaryota, Ciliophora, Spirotrichea, Euplotida, Euplotidae.
UAAUAAUUAACUUAAUGAAUUCAGAUUCCCAAAUGUGCUUACCUCAUUCUCUUAAAGACAUCUGGAGUGAUGACUUGGUGUCAUGAGAAGGAAGUGACGAGUGUUCGCCACAGAUGCCCAAGGUAACACAUCAGUUUGAGAACACUCUGAGGGACAACAAGGGCAAGCCACAUAAUAAGGACUUAUACAGGGAAGUAAAAACUCCUAGUAACAAUAAGCUUGAUGGCCCUCUUGAUGGAGGUGUUCAUCAAGGUUCUUUCUUGCUAGGUUCAACUGCUUUAGAAAUAUGAACUUCCCGCCAUAAGAAGACUAAAGCCAAAACCUACACCUUUAGCCCUUCUCGGAGAUAUUUGGACAAGAAGCAGAUGAAAUUGUUGCGAAAAAUUCCAUCAAGCGAUAUCCUCCAAAUGUUGCUAACCUAAGAGAACUUUUGUUAUUAAAAGUUCAGUUA